AUGGAAGCCGAAAUCAGGGCCCAAAUCCCGAGCAUCGACCCCGUCCUGGCCGAUUACUCCGCUGGAUAUCUGACCCAUGCCGCCAACACUUUCACCUCGGAUGCGGAUCCCUCUGCCCCCUCCCCCUUGGAAGAAGCCGCUGCUGCCGUAGCCGCCCUCCUCCUCUCUGCAUCAGGUGACCUCUCUCCCCAAAAUGAGGCUACUAUCAACAACCUCGUCGAGAAGUUCAUCUCCCGCCUGAAUGCUGCCAAUGGUACCAAUGGCGAGCGCCGCCAGAUGGCGCCGGCUGCCAAGAAGCUCGAUCAGGCCAUCCACAUGGGCUCUCAGCGGAACAUAUCCUCCACCCUGGGGCUUGCCGGCGGAUCCGUGGAUCUGGAGCAGGCAGGUGCCCGCAAGGUGGAGUCCCGCGUCGACCGUAAGAAGUUGGAGAAGGCUGAGCGGAAGCUCCGUGCCAAGCAGGACCGCAAAGAGUUCAAGAACGUGGAAUAUGAAGCGUCCAGAUUGCUCAACCAGCCUACCGAGACGCAAAGCUAUGAGGAAUUCUACAUGGCCGUCAACCCCUUGCAAUUGGGCUCCGAAUCCAGCUCCAAGAGCAAGGACAUCAAGAUCGAUAGCUUUGAUGUUUCCAUUAGUGGGAAGCGGAUCCUUACAGACAGCACCCUCACCUUGGCUUAUGGUCAUCGUUAUGGUCUGGUUGGUCAAAACGGUAUAGGAAAGUCGACUUUGCUCAGGGCUCUUAGCCGUCGUGAGGUCCCCAUUCCUACGCAUAUUUCGAUCCUUCACGUCGAGCAAGAGAUCACUGGCGAUGACACGCCUGCCAUUCAGGCCGUCCUGGACGCCGACGUCUGGCGCAAACACCUCCUAAAGGAGCAAGAUAAAAUCACUCAAGAACUCGCAGAGCUUGAGACCCAGCGAGCAACCUUGGCGGAUACAUCGGCGGAUGCUGCGAAGCUCGACAAACAGAGAGAAGGUCUAGACAUCACCCUCAGCGACAUCCACGCCAAGCUUGCCGAGAUGGAGUCUGACAAGGCCGAGUCAAGAGCUGCCAGCAUCUUGGCCGGCCUCGGAUUCUCCCCCGAGCGCCAACAGUUUGCAACAAAGACGUUCUCUGGCGGUUGGAGGAUGAGAUUGGCGCUUGCCCGAGCUCUAUUCUGCGAGCCAGAUCUGCUGCUCCUCGACGAACCUUCCAACAUGUUGGACGUCCCGUCCAUCACUUUCUUGGCCAACUACCUUCAAGAGUACCCCAGCACUGUGCUCGUCGUCUCCCACGACAGAGCUUUCUUGAACGAAGUGGCUACAGACAUCAUUCAUCAACAUUCGGAGCGACUCGAUUACUACAAGGGUGCUAACUUUGACUCUUUCUAUGCGACGAAGGAAGAGAGAAGGAAGACGGCGAAGCGUGAAUACGAGAAUCAAAUGGCGCAGCGUGCCCACUUGCAAGCUUUCAUCGACAAGUUCAGAUACAAUGCUGCUAAAUCGUCGGAGGCUCAAUCUAGGAUCAAGAAGCUCGAGAGGAUGCCGGUCCUCCAGCCACCGGAGGCGGAGUAUACUGUGCACUUCAAGUUCCCAGAGGUGGAGAAGCUCACUCCCCCUAUUAUACAGAUGAGCAACGUUAGUUUUGGCUACACCAAGGACAAGAUCCUGCUCAAGAAUGUCGACCUUGACGUUCAGCUCGACUCGCGUAUUGGCAUCGUCGGCCCCAAUGGAGCUGGUAAAACGACAGCCUUGAAACUCCUCAUCGGAGCUCUGCAGCCAACAUCUGGCAUCAUUUCCCAGAAUCCCCGCCUGAGGUUGGGCUUCUUCGCGCAGCACCACGUCGAUGCACUCAAUCUGAAUGACAGCGCCGUCGGCUUCCUAUCCAAGAAGUUUCCAGGCAAAUCCGACGAGGAGUAUCGCCGACACCUGGGAGCCUUCGGUAUCACUGGCAUGACGGGCCUACAAAAGAUGGCACUACUCUCUGGAGGCCAAAAGUCACGCGUCGCCUUUGCCAUGCUGUCCCUCUCGAACCCGCACAUCCUCGUGCUCGACGAGCCCUCCAACCACUUGGAUAUUGAGGCCAUGGAUGCGCUGUCCGAGGCGUUGCAGAAGUUCCAGGGCGGUGUACUCAUGGUUAGUCACGACGUGACCAUGUUGCAAAAUGUGUGUACGAGCUUGUGGGUCUGUGACAAUGGGACCAUUGAGCACUUUGAUGGCACGGUUAAGGACUAUAAGCGGAGAAUUACAGCGCAGGCCAAUGCGGCGGGAGUGACACAAGACUCUACUGCAAACGGCUCGUCCGUAGUCACUCCUUUACAGUCCGACAAUCGCGACCGUGAUAUCCCUCGCCCGCCUUACACAGUCACUGCAACAGCCGACGAUCGUCCCUCGCUGACUACGACCGCCGAAUCCCCCUACCCCCCUCCCUUCUCCUCCCUCUACUUUCCGCCGCACCACCACGACCACCGAGACUCCUGCGAGCAUUGCGAAACAGGCUCGCAGCCCGAUUCUCCUCCCGCAUUCUCGCCCGCCCCACCCUCCAGUGAGCCUUCGUCUUCCGCUGCAGCCAACGCCGUCGCCGAGACCAAAGCGGCACUUCCGCGUGAUACCAAGGACCGCUCCACCAGCAAGGACCUCGACGACGGAGAACCGCCGCCCCCCUAUAGUGAGGGUUCAAGCCCACUCCAGUCUUUUACCUACGUGAUGGCGUCCGCAGGAGGGCCCGCGAGUAUCAUAACUCAAGUGUCACAGCACAGCGCCGGGCCACCGAUCAACACUCUUGGCGGAUCCGAUGAGAACAUUACCUUGGAACUAAGAGGGACUCGAUUCACGCUAUCCCGAGACGAGCUACUCACUCUUCCGGAGUUCGUCUUAUUAUCCUUAUUCCCAAAUGGGCUUCUUCCAGAUGGCCACAUGCACUCGUUCCACGAUGGCGGUGAUGUGUAUCCAGUAGAUGUUGGUAGCACCCUUUCCUUCUUCCCAUGUCCCUACGAUCCGCAGUCUUUGCAGUAUAUGUUGGACUUUUUCCGCAAUGUCGCCCAGACGAUCCCUACCUCCCCGCCUUCACCGACCGCAAACUCAGAGCAUCAAGCCGAAGCGGUUCCGAUUGAGCCCAUGCAUGGGCACCCCAGGGAUAUGCUACAGGACAGAGCAGGUAUCAUUGUGCUCCGGGAAGAUCUCGAUUUCUACGCCAUCCCGCCGCGACGUGAUAUCGAGGCCCCGGAGAUGAUCGAAAUCAAGCGUGCAGCGGGUGAGGCCCUGUUGAAGCAGAACGGUAUCUUCUCGGGGCUGAGGAAGAGCGAGGAACCCGGAACGACGGAGCAACAUCUGAUUGAGAUGUUGACAGCAGGCGGUUUCAAUCACGAUGACCGGUGGGGCCACCGCGCCGGCGAGCCCAACAAAGCCGUCAUCUGCAGCAUAGCGCUUGCCCGUCUCCGCACCGACAUCAAAGGUAAUGAUCUAGCCAACAGCAACGCCGUGGGCAUGGCCCAGAAGCUUCUCCUGUUUUGGCGGAAGCCUGCCCGUCGGUGUUGGUGGGAGGGUGUCGAGCUGGAGAAUGUAAGGGGUGUGGAGGGGAAGCUAAAAGUGUGGAUUCGUCGGGUGUGGACCCUUGAGAUGACGCUGGACCAAUUUCCAGAUGGGAACCUGGAGCGCAUCUGGUUCUUGCCAGUGUGA
Westerdykella ornata is the source of this 3651-nucleotide messenger RNA. Its product is annotated as P-loop containing nucleoside triphosphate hydrolase protein. Lineage: Eukaryota; Fungi; Ascomycota; Dothideomycetes; Pleosporales; Sporormiaceae. Gene Ontology annotation, molecular function: ATP binding; ATP hydrolysis activity. The coding region runs from base 1 to 3651 and encodes 1216 amino acids. The record is from RefSeq and is a predicted model, not a curated record. The transcript is spliced from 10 exons.